Molecule: messenger RNA, 1257 nt
Organism: Saprolegnia parasitica CBS 223.65
Lineage: Eukaryota; Oomycota; Saprolegniomycetes; Saprolegniales; Saprolegniaceae
Exons: 8
Coding region: 41-1111 (356 amino acids)
Biological process (GO): microtubule-based movement
Cellular component (GO): microtubule; kinesin complex
Molecular function (GO): microtubule binding; microtubule motor activity; ATP hydrolysis activity
Source: RefSeq, a predicted model, not a curated record
CAGUAACGUCGCGAGUACGGUUUCCGGAAACACCUGUCGCAUGCGCAGCGAGAAGAUCCUGGUCGCGGUGCGGGCGCGCCCGAGUCCAAAGGCGGAUGGCCCGUCUGCCAUCUCGUGGGCCGACGACCGCGUCUUCGUCGCCAACGGAGACGCCGCCGCCGCGAGCUUUCGCUGCGACCGCUUCCUCGACGCGGCCAUGACCCAGGAGGCUGCCUUUGUCGCAUCGGGUAUGGCCACGCUCGUGCAGAGCGCCGUCGACGGGUACGCGGCCACCAUCUUUGCGUACGGCCAGACGGGCGCCGGCAAGUCGCAUACGAUCUUUGGGCCCGAGCGGUACCUCGUGCCGCCCACACACCUGCGCGGGUCGAGCCAAGGUUUUUUGCCGCGCAGCGUUGCGCUGCUCAUGGACUGCAUCGCGUCCAAGCUCGGCGAGACCCGCUGCGCCGUGCGCGUGACGUGCGUCGAGAUCUACAACGAGUCCGUCCACGACUUAAUCGCACCGAGUGCGCGGCCGCUCACAGUGCGCUGGAGCAAGGCGACGGGCUUCUUUCUCGAGGACGCUACUGUCGCGUCUUGCGGCACGUACGAAGAAGUCAUGACCGUCGUGCUUGCGGCCGCCGCCAACCGCGUCCACUCGAGUCACCGCCUCAAUGAUCGGUCCAACCGAAGCCACUGCCUCGUAACGCUCUAUGUCGACAGCGAGACGAACGGCGUGCGCAAGUACGGCAAACUAACGAUCGUCGACUUGGCCGGGAGCGAGCGUGCCCACGACACGGGGGCCGUGGGCACGCAGCUCAAGGAGUCGGGGUACAUCAACAAGAGCCUGUACUGUCUGAGCCAAGAACGUGUUUGCCAACGGUGUCUUCGUGCUCUUAUUCUCUCUCGCAGGUCAUUGGGGCGCUCAACGCGGCGGCGCACAACAAGACCACGUUCGUGCCGUACCGAGACUCGAAGCUCACCAUGCUGCUCAUCGACAGCCUUGGCGGGCGCAGCCGGACGCUCAUGCUUGCAUGCGUCAAUGCAGCGCCCGAGUUUAGCCGCGAGUCGACGCGGACCCUCGAGUUUGCGAUGGGCGUCGCUCGAAUACACAACGAGCCCACGGUGGCAUUGAGCCCGCAGGACAAGCUGGUCAUGGACCUCCGGGCUCAAAUCAAGCAGCUCCAGCACGAGAACGAGUAUCUUCGGACGCUCUCCACGGUCCCGCACUCACCGUCGAUGCCCACGUUAGCACCCGAGAGAGAGCGCGCACCACCCGAC